Molecule: messenger RNA, 1418 nt
Organism: Olea europaea var. sylvestris
Lineage: Eukaryota; Viridiplantae; Streptophyta; Magnoliopsida; Lamiales; Oleaceae
Product: adenylate kinase-like
Exons: 4
Coding region: 183-1037 (284 amino acids)
Biological process (GO): nucleobase-containing compound metabolic process
Cellular component (GO): mitochondrion; cytoplasm
Molecular function (GO): ATP binding; AMP kinase activity
Source: RefSeq, a predicted model, not a curated record
CAACGAGCUCACAAACGUUGCCCUGAAUUCCCGUAACAGUUUGGAAUCUGUGAAAGAAACCCAUUACACGUUAAUAGGCGAAAAGCCUAACAGAUCACUUCGUCACAGUUCCUCCCCAGCUUCCCCGGAAAAGUAAGAUUACACUCCCAACGCCGCCGCGAAUACCUUUACCCACCACCACCAUGGCGGCCAUGAUCCGAGCUUUCAGAUCCUCCUCCUCCUCCACUUUGACUAAUUAUUUUAUCUGGAGGUCUCUAUCCACGGCGGCGUCAUCAUCCGCCGCACCCUUGAAAUCCGAAUCCUUCAGUCCCUUUAUAGAUACUAAGGACAAAAAUGUUCAGUGGGUGUUCCUGGGAUGCCCGGGCGUUGGAAAGGGCACCUUCGCCAGCCGCCUCUCCGCUCAGCUCGGUGUCCCCCACAUCGCCACUGGAGAUCUCGUCCGUGAAGAGCUCUCCGCCUCUGGCCCACUCUCCAAACAACUUACAGAGAUCGUUAACCAAGGGAAAUUGGUAUCUGAUGAGAUAAUUAUAAGCUUAUUGUCAAAGAGGCUCGAGACAGGAGAAGCUAAAGGUGAAUCAGGAUUUAUAUUAGAUGGAUUUCCCCGAACAGUUAGGCAAGCAGAAAUAUUGGAUGAUGUAACGGACAUUGACCUGGUGGUAAAUCUCAAGCUUCCAGAAAAGGUACUGGUUGAGAAAUGCCUUGGACGAAGGAUAUGCAGCCAAUGUGGGAAGAAUUUUAAUGUAGCAUAUAUCAAUGUCAAGGGGGAAAAUGGAAAUCCAGAUAUUAGUAUGGAUCCACUUCUUCCACCUCCACAGUGUGUUUCAAAGCUUAUUACUCGUUCUGAUGAUACUGAAGCUAUUGUUAGUGAAAGACUUCGGGUAUACUAUGAGAAGAGUCAGCCAGUGGAAGAUUUUUACCGUAGUCAAGGGAAGUUGAUGGAAUUUAAUUUGCCUGGAGGUCUCCAGGAGUCAUGGCCAAAGUUAUUGGAAGCGCUUAACCUUGAUGAGAACGAGGAUGAGCAGUCUGCUGCAGUGUAAAUUUUCCUCAAUUGCUUUUCACGGGUUCACUGUAUGCCAAAAUUUUUGCAGAAAACAUAGAGCAUUUAUAUAUUUAGCUUUAGUACCUUACCUUCACUUCAUUUUUCUCUACUGAAGAAAAAUAAGAACCAUGGAGCUUAACGCAGACAUUAAUCCUGGUGCGUAUGUUCAGUAUUUGUUUUUGUUUUUUUUUUUUUCUUUUUUCUAAGAGUAUGGUUGUAAUAAUUACCCAUGAGGGUUGAAGAGCGAUACAAUUCAAUAAUCCAUAAUAUAUUAACGGGGGUGUCCUCAUUUCAGAGUUUAAUAGAUUUCUUAAUAUUUAUAAAUUCUCAUGGAUUGUGUGAAAUUUGAUAGAAUUUAACAGAUUUCAUAAGAUUUGAA